AUGGGCGUAGACUCAUCGGGCGCUUCUCUAUACACAAAUGAGGUGCUUUACCGAUCAGUCAUGGAUAUGUCUCGUAUGCUUGGUCCAUGGAUUGGACACUAUCGUCUUCGGCACAGCGAUGGCCAAUAUCUCAAUGCAACCGGGGCCGUUUUCACAAAAGUGACCAAGCUGAUGGUCAACAAGUGGACUUGCUUAUCCAUGACGACGAUUUUUGGACUGGCAAUGCUCAUUGUGGCUCUUGUACUUCUCUUCUUCGAAAACAUGACUAUGAUUUGGUACCGAGAUCUUCUCACAGUCAUUGGAAACAUGAUUUUUCUCCAACAUCAAAGAAGAUCUUCGGACGGAGGAUCAAAAGAUAGCCCUAGACUCAAAGACAAAGCGAUCGAAUGGGGCAACUGCGACUUUACACCACUUGUGUUGAAAGUUUGGGCACGGGCAUCCAUAAUUUCUCUCAUCGUUGUCGUCACGACGGGCCUCUCUUAUUCUCUGAAGACAUCGAUGGAGUACCAGGGAAUCGCAACAGUGAGUGAAGAGGCGAAUCAUGCGUAUCUGUUGUGGACUUCUGUCCCGACACUUUUGAUGCUCAGCAUUGCAUUAUAUAUCAACUCUUUCGACUCUACAUACCGAGGUCUGGCCACACUAUCCGCUCUUGCUAUCAAAUCGUGUAGGGUCACAGCAAUGGAUAUGUCGUUCUCGAAUAUGUUAGGGCUACAAGUACUCUACCACUCACUUCGAGCACAUAUUGGAACUGUCACCGUAACGCAGUUCUUAGCCAUUAUCUGUGGUCUGCUAACAACUCUGGCUUCGGUUGUUUUUACCGCCAAGACAAUCCCAGAGACGAGCACGAUCUCGUUACAACAGAAGACCUGGUUUGGGUCUGGAGAGAUAAGGAACGCUACAGAACUCAGCCGCAAGAGGCGGACUCUAAGCAGCCUAGUUCUUCGUCGGGGUGACGGACUUCUCACAUACCCCAAAAACACGUACGAUACUCUUGUCUUUCCAACAUUUGGCACCCGCGAUGGAUUAGACCCUUCGCAGAAUAUUUCAAUCAAGGUCAACAUGUCAGUUGCGAUGCUGAAGCCCAACUGCUGGAUAGUGCCUCCAGAUGUUUAUAACCUGACAAAACUGGAACGGAUCGACGACUCCGACGGUUACUUCACAGUUCAGCCCCAGAUCACCGAAAGCUUUACUUGCCCUAAUGGGAGUCAAGCUCAACUCUCCCAAACCAUCGCUUUCGUCCUUGGCGAAAGAAAGUCCGACUACGUAUACUUAGCAACAGGAUUAGACUCUCCAGAGGACCUACGCAUCGCGAAUAGGUCUUGCGGCUUGAGUCUCCGCGAUACCGAUAUCAUCCCGGCUUCAACCAAAUUCAUGACCUACGCCCUGGGAAAAUAUUCCCAAGAACAAGAAAAAUUCUUACAUCUCUCUAUCACAAGAUGUCAGUAUUCCUGGGUUGAGUUGCCCACCGAAGCCAAUUUCACCUUUCGCCAUGGGGAGUUUGUCUUGAAUCCAGGGGAUUUACCACGACCGGAUGAGUCUCGAGCUCAGCCCUGGGGCAUGCCUUUCAACAUACCAGACAUCGAUGACCAGUUCAAAGCCAGUGCUGUCACCCAAAUCAACGAUGCAGUUCCCCAAGUAACAGUGAGUGACCCUUACGCAGGGUACUUCGACUCCUGGUUUAGGACAUUGUCUUCCCCAUUCGGUCGAUUUUCUUUGGAUGCAUUCGGGGACCCAAAUUUCGAAGAGGAAAUCCUUAAAGACAUACACCACCUAUACGGGUUCCUUGCGGCUCAAAUAGCAAACUUCGAGAAUCGUAUUGACAUCACCCAGAAUUCGAAAGACAGCCCUCCGCCAACCCCUUUCAAUCUGACUGCCAACGUUAUCAACCUCAGUCGUCGCCGCCUUAUCCAGGAUCCGAUAGUGACCUACGUAAUCAUAGGGAUCCUGACUUUGACGGCACUUCUGAGUCUAUUGAUGUUGAUCACUGAUUCGCUCGGCACGGCCUCGUCGAAAUCGCAACUAUUCAGCAUGAGAAUCGAGGGCCUUGCACCAGAUGGAUACAACAGUAUAGCCGCAAUGACCGCCCUCCUCAAAGACUCAAACGCAAUGGACCACCUCCCCGAAGGCGCCGAGCACAUGUCCAAGAAGGAACUCCACGAAAAGCUCUCCGGUCUCCGAUUCCGAUUGGGUUGGUUCUGGCGUGAGAGUACACGGACGCGGCACUAUACCAUUGGCGUCUUGGAUGAUGAGAACUUUGAGUUCCUGGGAAACAAGGAUGACAUUGCGAGGGAGGAUGCGUUGUUGAGGUAUCCUCCUGAAUCAGGGCGGUGA
Molecule: messenger RNA, 2331 nt
Organism: Colletotrichum abscissum
Lineage: Eukaryota; Fungi; Ascomycota; Sordariomycetes; Glomerellales; Glomerellaceae
Exons: 1
Coding region: 1-2331 (776 amino acids)
Source: RefSeq, a predicted model, not a curated record